Sus scrofa (pig) is the source of this 3399-nucleotide messenger RNA. RefSeq names its product TATA-box binding protein associated factor 6 like (gene TAF6L). Gene Ontology annotation, biological process: transcription initiation at RNA polymerase II promoter; RNA polymerase II preinitiation complex assembly. The record is from RefSeq and is a predicted model, not a curated record. Gene Ontology annotation, molecular function: RNA polymerase II general transcription initiation factor activity; protein heterodimerization activity; transcription coactivator activity. NCBI's taxonomy places the organism in Eukaryota, Metazoa, Chordata, Mammalia, Artiodactyla, Suidae. Gene Ontology annotation, cellular component: SAGA complex; transcription factor TFIID complex; SLIK (SAGA-like) complex.
CGGUCCGCGCGCUCACCGGCCUGGAAGCCCGCUCCACUGGGGGCCCGCCCCCUUCAUUGACCACGUGACCCAAGUUCGGUAACCUCUGACCUCCUCCUCCCUACCCCACCACCUCUAGACCAGGGAUUCGGCGAGAGUGGGUGGGAGGAUGCGCAUUUCGGACACCGGUGGAGCAAGUGUUUAUUGAGGGCGUGUUAUGUGCUGACACCGUGCCUGACGCUGGGGAUGCAAAGCUCCAUCGGGGCCAUGUCGGAGCGAGAAGAGCGGCGGUUUGUGGAGAUCCCUCGGGAGUCCGUCCGGCUCAUGGCGGAGAGCACAGGCCUGGAGUUGAGCGAUGAGGUGGCGGCCCUGCUGGCAGAGGACGUGUGCUACCGUCUCAGGGAGGCCACCCAGAAUAGCUCUCAGUUCAUGAAACACACCAAGCGGCGGAAGCUGACCGUCGAGGAUUUCAACAGGGCCCUCAGGUGGAGCAGUGUGGAGGCUGUGUGUGGCUACGGAUCCCAGGAGGCCCUGCCCCUGCGCCCCGCCAGAGAGGGCGAGCUCUACUUCCCUGAGGACCGAGAGGUGAACCUGGUGGAUCUGGCCUUGGCCACCAACAUCCCCAAAGGCUGUGCCGAGACGGCUGUGAGAGUCCAUGUCUCCUACCUGGAUGGCAAAGGGAACCUGGCCCCUCAAGGAUCAGUGCCCAGUGCUGUGUCCUCGCUGACCGAUGACCUUCUCAAGUACUAUCAGCAAGUGACUCGGGCUGUGCUGGGGGAUGAUCCACAGCUGAUGAAGAUUGCUCUACAGGACCUUCAGACUAACUCCAAGAUUGCAGCCCUCCUGCCUUACUUUGUUUAUGUGGUCAGCGGGGUGAAGUCUGUGAGCCACGACCUGGAGCAGCUGCACCGGCUCUUGCAAGUGGCACGGAGCCUGGUUCGGAACCCACACCUCUGCCUGGGGCCCUAUGUUCGCUCCCUGGUGGGCAGUGUCCUCUACUGUGUCCUGGAGCCCCUGGCCGCCUCCAUCAACCCCCUGAAUGACCACUGGACUCUGCGUGAUGGUGCUGCUCUCCUGCUCAGCCACAUCUUCUGGACUCAUGGGGACCUUGUAAGUGGGCUCUAUCAGCAGAUCCUACUCUCCCUGCAGAAAGUCUUGGCGGACCCUGUGAGGCCUCUCUGCUCUCACUACGGGGCUGUGGUGGGGCUGCAUGCUCUCGGCUGGAAGGCUGUAGAGCGAGUCCUGUACCCUCACCUUUCCACUUACUGGACAAAUCUGCAGGCUGUGCUAGAUGAUUAUUCGGUAUCUAAUGCCCAGGUUAAAGCAGAUGGGCACAAAGUCUAUGGAGCCAUUCUGGUGGCAGUGGAGCGACUGCUGAAGAUGAAGGCCCAGGCAGCAGAACCCAACAAGGGUGGGCCAGGCACCAGGGGGUGCCGGCGCUCGGACGACCUGCCCUGGGACAGUCUUCUCCUGCAGGAGUCUCCUUCCGGGGGCAGCGCAGAGCCAGGCUUUGGGUCUGGUCUCCCACUGCCGCCUGGAGGCGCGGGGCCGGAGGAUCCUUCCCCUUCGGUGACCCUGGCGGACAUCUACCGGGAGCUCUAUGCCUUCUUCGGUGACAGCUUGGCCACCCGCUUUGGCACGGGUCAGGCCGCGCCCACGGCCCCGCGGCCACCCGGAGACAAGAAGGAGCCGGCGGCAGCCCCGGACUCGGUGCGUAAGAUGCCGCAGCUGACGGCCAAUGCCAUGGUUAGCCCGCAGGGCGACGAGAGCCCCCGGGGUAGCGGCCCCGCAUCAGCCUCUGCCCCUGCCGCCGCUGAGAGCAGGCCGCUGCCGCGCGUGCACCGGGCGCGGGGAGCGCCCCGACAGCAGGGCCCGGGGACCGCCCGGGACGUCUUCCAGAAGAGCCGUUUCGCCCCGCGUGGCGCUCCUCACUUCCGUUUCAUCAUCGCUGGGCGGCAGGCCGGGAGGCGAUGCCGCGGGCGCCUCUUCCAGACCGCCUUCCCCGCGCCCUAUGGGCCCAGCCCGGCCUCCCGCUACGUGCAGAAGCUGCCCAUGAUCGGCCGCACCAGCCGCCCUGCCCGCCGGUGGGCGCUCUCGGACUACUCCUUGUACCUGCCGCUUUGAGGCGGCGCUCGACCUCCCCUCUGUGAAUAAAUCCCGCGCCCGGAAGUGACGUCUCCGCGCUCGUGGGUCGCGCCGGAUGAGACGGGGUUUGGGCAGUUGGCUCUUUAGGCGGCGCUUCCUGGGGGCGAGGGCGCCAUGGCGCUGCUCUGGUUGCAGCGCUUCGAGCUUCUGCUCUUUGCUGCUACUUUCCUGUGCGGAGCCGUGGCGGCCGUGGCGCUGACCCGGACCCAGGUUGGAAAACACUGGAGAUAGUUGAAGGUUACACAAGUCUGGUUCUACUCCAGGAUUUCCGUACGAGGAGAGACUGGAACUUCUGAAGCAUUUCUGAAACUCAACUGUAUUUUAUAGCCACUGCAUAUUUCCUGAUCCUUCUGGCUACUGCAGGUUUGAUUUCCCUAGCCGACUCUUUAAUCUCCUGGCCCAGAAACUGAUAGGGCAUAAAUAACUUCCUAGGAAGGCCCUGGGCUAGGAUAUUUCCAACACCUGCCAGAAGCCUGCAUUCAGAGGCAUUAGCCUAAAAGCUAGGACUCAGCAGCUUCUUUCCACAGGGCUCCUUCAGGGGCAGCUGUCCCCUGUAUGGUGUGGCCACCCUGAAUGACUCCUCCUUGGCCCUGUCCCGACCCUCGGCCCCAUCCCUCUGCUACUUUGUGGCUGGGGCUUCUGGCCUACUGGCCCUCUACUGUCUCCUGCUUCUGCUCUUCUGGGUCUACUGCAGCUGCAUCGAGAACUCCCAAAGAGGCCGUACGGGGCUCUGCAUUGUAUUGGCCAUCUCAGCUGUAGCCAUCUUCCUGGUUUUAGUGUCUGCCUGUAUCCUCCGAUUUGGCACCAGUUCCCUCUGCAAAUCCAUCGUCUCCCUGAACAUAACUAGCUGCUCUGAUGCUCAGAGAACUCCAUGGAUACCCCCUGGAACCGCUCUGCAGUUUUACUCCAACCUACACAAUGCUGAAACCUCCUCUUGGGUGAAUCUGGUAUUGUGGUGUAUGAUCUUGGUGCUCCAAGUCGUGCAGCGGAAGUCUGAAGCCACCCCAAACUGGCCUCUGGAGAGAGGUGACCCUGAGUGGAGGUCUGAGACAGACGUUCUUGUUGGGCCCCGCCUUUCCCAUUCCUGAAGACUACCCAAAGUAUUUCCUGCAGCCAAAGACUCCAUGCCCAAGUGCCUGCAAAAAUCCUCUUGCCCCCACAUGGCCCUGUUUAUGCCAGGAGCCUUAGUUUUCCCUCUAGGAGGGAAGCAGGAUGAGAGGCACUCUCUUCCUCUAGCUGUUUUUGUACCAAAAUAUUAUAUUAUUUUCUUCCUUC